This is a messenger RNA of Ascochyta rabiei, 1533 nucleotides long. RefSeq lists its product as uncharacterized. NCBI's taxonomy places the organism in Eukaryota, Fungi, Ascomycota, Dothideomycetes, Pleosporales, Didymellaceae. Gene Ontology annotation, molecular function: NADP binding; N,N-dimethylaniline monooxygenase activity; flavin adenine dinucleotide binding. The transcript has 5 exons. The record is from RefSeq and is a predicted model, not a curated record. The coding region runs from base 1 to 1533 and encodes 510 amino acids.
AUGUCUUCCAACAGCAAAAGCGUAGCCGUUAUUGGAGCCGGCAUUUCCGGCGUGGUCACUGCGGCGCAUCUUAAGAACAAAGGUCUUGACGUGACUGUCUUCGAGCGCUCUAGUGCUGCUGGUGGCAUUUGGCUUUACGACGAGAGAAAGCCACUUGAGCCUGCAUACCCAUCCGUAUCAGCUUCGAAGGCGGGGACAAGCUACACGAAAGAGGAUGUCCAAGAUCUGGAGCUCGAACGACUGUUGCAUGCCCCGCCAGGGCCGUGUUAUAUCGGGCUCCAAAACAACGUAUCCACGCGCCUUCUCGAAACCACGUUGAACAGAUUUCCGCCCGGCACGGAGGAUUUCGUGCCACAUAGCGUGCUCAAGGAUUAUAUCCAAGAUACGGCGCUCACCACCAGCGUCGAUGCUGUCACAAGAUACAACACCGAGGUCCAGAAUGUAUCAAAAGAAGGCAAGAAGUGGACUGUACGGACUUCGACGCUACAGAUUCGCGACAACGGGACGCAAUCUCGAGAAACUUCCAUUUCUGACUUCGAUGCCGUUGUUGUCGCGUCAGGCCACUAUCAUGCUCCGAGAAUUCCGGAUAUCCCUGGCCUGGCAGAGUGGAAGCGCCGGUAUCCACAGCGAGUGCAGCAUUCGAAAGGCUAUCGAAAACCCGAAGACUUCCGCGGCAAGAACUUCCUCCUCAUUGGGGGGUCCGUCUCCGCUACUGACAUUGCGCGCGAACUCGGUCCUUUUGCCAACACAAUCUACCAAUCCCACCGCAACGGACAAUUCGACCUAUCGUCUGCGUUGCUGCCGGAGAAUGGCAUCCGCGUGGAUGAAGUCAUUUCUUUCUCUACGUCCGGCUCAAGCACGCCCCUGCAGCCCUCAGACGCGAUCCCACUAACGGUGACGCUAAAAUCCGGCGCGCAACUCUGCGACAUCCACCACGUGAUCCUGUGCACAGGCUACCACCUCACGCUGCCCUUCCUCGCACACCUGCACGCCGACGACGUCCCUGCGCACGCCGCCAACGAAGAGGUGCUGGUCACAGACGGCACUAUGUUCCACAACCUGCACAAAGACAUCUUCUACAUCCCGGACCCCUCGCUUGCAUUCGUAGGCGUCCCCUUCUUCACGGCAACUUUCACCCUCUUCGAGUUCCAGGCCAUGGUCGUCGCGCACGUCUUCGCCGGCGACGCCCGACUCCCCAGCACUGCGGAUAUGCGAGCGGAGUACGUGCAGAGGGUCGAGAAGAAGGGGCUUGGUAAGAGCUUCCAUAGCUUGAGGGAGGGGGAGGAGGAGUAUGUGGCUGAGUUGGUGGGGUGGAUGAAUAGGGAGUUGGCCGCGCGCGGGAAGGGGCAGUUGGCGGGGCAUACACAGCAGUGGAGGGACGCAAAGGAGGAGCAGAUGCAGAGGAUUAAGGCGCUAUUUGCGGCGCCGAAAGGCGCACAGAGGAAGAUUGAGGUUACUUGUCAGAGUCAGAUUGAGGCGGAGGUUGGUCGUGGGACGGAGGGGGAGGGGACACUGGUGCAAGCAGCAGCGUAG